Thlaspi arvense is the source of this 234-nucleotide messenger RNA. The record is from the annotation of a GenBank genome assembly. Lineage: Eukaryota; Viridiplantae; Streptophyta; Magnoliopsida; Brassicales; Brassicaceae.
AUGCAGUAUGAAUUAAGGAAACUGGAGAGGCGGGCUUGGGAUGGACGAUCGAACACCCAAACCUGGGAAGCAAGAUCCGGGGCUCGGAGGCGCGCAAACUCAUCGGAUCCCCCCCCCCCUCCUAGCGGAAGCUGUCGCCAUGAAAAGAGCCCUUCGCCAUGCAAUAGAUCUAAAUCUCACAGAAGUGGCCGUCUUCUCCGAUUCACAGGAACUCAUCAAGACAAUCAAUGGUGA